This is a messenger RNA of Podarcis raffonei (Aeolian wall lizard), 2908 nucleotides long. It is a transcript of the gene IL17B, whose product is annotated as interleukin 17B. Bases 810 to 1403 code for a protein of 197 amino acids. Lineage: Eukaryota; Metazoa; Chordata; Lepidosauria; Squamata; Lacertidae. Gene Ontology annotation, molecular function: cytokine activity. The transcript has 3 exons. Gene Ontology annotation, cellular component: extracellular region. Gene Ontology annotation, biological process: inflammatory response. The record is from RefSeq and is a predicted model, not a curated record.
GACUAACACAGCUGCCCCUCUGGAAAAUCAUUGUCCCAGGUGCUCAGUGUAUAAAUAAGCAAGCAAAAGGAGACUUCGCUGACUUUCUAUUCCUGCUCUUUCACCACACAACACGCUCCUGCGUUUCUAAACUGGAGUGCAACCUUUCCAUUUUGUCCUUGUCCCUAAGUAGCCUUUGUGUUGCCCCAAAGUCCCCUUCCGGGACGCUGGCUAUGCUAAUAGCUUGACUUUGGGUGAUGGGGUGGGAUCUAUACCUUCCAGCCCUUGGACAAGCCCUGCAUUCAACAACCCACCAACUCAAAGCCAGGCCUCCCAGGUAGCACAGAAGGCCCUGCUCUCAUUCCCUCAGCCUGGAGAAACACUCUUCACCACUUUCCAAGAUCAACAUUCAAUGGUCGUUCCUCUUGCCCGAGAAAUUUGGAAGUCUUUACAAUGGAAGAAUACCUGCCUACCCCCAGCCUUGGGGAAGUCUGCCUUCAGAAAGCUCCUUUUCACUACCCACCCUGGAGUCCUCUAAGCAGGUGCUUGAAGCCAGCCAGCCUGUGGCCACGGUUUGCGCUGUCCCUGGGGGAAACCUACAUGCCUGCUGGGAAGUAGCAGGACAGCACUGAGGGCUGUCCCUCCUGGCUGUCAACAACCUAGCUGGCACCCUGAGGAAGUUUCUUGGUGCCAGACAGGCCCACCUCCCUGGCGAUGAAGCAAUUAGGGGCUGUUGCUUCUCUUUUAAAAGCACCCAGCCCAACUCACUCUCCUCAUUCAACACAGAGGGAGGGCAUCUGCAGAGUCCUCGCUCACCCACCCGCACUGCCAUGGAGUGGGCUUCAAAACUGAUGGUUUUCUGUGCUAUCUGCCUUUCCUUAACACUUGAUGCCUCCAGAGAAACAAAAGAGCAAAGCAAGGGAGCUAAAGGAAAGAAGAGAGGAUCAGCAAAAGCCAAGGUUCAGCACCCGAAGGCUCAGGAAUCCUCACCUGACCCGGUGCUGAGAGUAAACCCAGAGGCUUCCACAGACUACACCCUUGUGGAGGAUUACGAGCGGAGCAUCCAUGAGAUGGUUAGCCAGCUGAGGAACAGCUCUGAGUCCCUGGAGAGCAAGUGCCAGGUCAACCUGAGGCUCUGGAUGUCCAACAAGAGGAGCCUGUCUCCGUGGGCCUACAGGAUCAACCACGACGCAGCACGAAUCCCAGCCAACAUCCCAGAGGCACACUGCCUGUGUGCUGGGUGCAUCAAUCCCUUCACCAUGCAGGAAGACCGCACCAUGGUCAGCAUCCCCAUCCACAGCAAAAUCCCAGUGCGCCGACUGCUGUGUGAGCCAAGCAACCCCAGCCGGAAGAAGAAGAGGUGCCGCAAGGAGUAUAAGAUCGUGAUGGAGACCAUUGCUGUGGGCUGCACUUGCAUCUUCUGAGAACCCCCGGAGAGCAGAGCUGCUAUUCCUGCUUCGGGUCCCCUAAGGGUUAGUAGCGCUCCCGUCUUCCUAGCCUCAUCUUCCCCUUCCGUUCUCCCAGAACGUGCUUUUUCUCCUGCCAAGAUGAGGGAAGGUCCAUGUGCUUCCAGAGGCCAAAGCUGCUUUCGUUGGACUCCUUCUCUCCCAUAACCCACAGAGAAGUUGACAGCACAACAUGCACACAGCAAGAAAUUAGAAUCGUAGAGCUGGAACGGACCUUGAGGAUCAUCUGGUCCAACUCUCUGCAAUGCAGGAAUGCAGCUGACCCGAAUGGGGAUCAAACCCACAACUUUGAGUGCUUUCUGUGUUGCACAAAUGGUAAUUAACUGUAUCCAACCCGGAUCCAGAGCAAAUUGCUUCAUUUCACCCUAAUAGCUCUGAAUCUACAGUCACUGGUGCCAGUUUUUACUCUUUGCCAGGCACGCCUGCUCAAUCAGGAUUUCAGCAGAAAGGGAAGCUGCUGUGUGGCUGCUGCUGCUGCGGAGGAGGAAGGAAGGAGAUCCAGCGAAGGUGCAGCGGCUUCAACCAUCUUGCCCUCCAUCUGGGGCUCAAAGCCCUUUAGCACUGGCUUGACGGCUGCUCAGUUUGCAAGCUGACGCUGCAGCCCAUCUGCUGGAGUUGUUCAGGGCUUAGGCCAGGAUGACGUCACCAUGCAAAGAGGCCCUUCCAUGUCCUCCUCCCUACUGGGUUGCACUACCAAAAUGGAGGCUUUGAUAGGACACAUCUUCUGUGUCAGCUGAAGGCCCAAAGCUAGGCCACUGUUCUUUUGACAGUGCCCUGCUGCCUUCUGUGUGGGAGCAGGAGAGUCUGUACUUGCUGUGCUUGGUGGAGAAGGAGAGGCCUUUCAAGGCUACUUGGCAGGCUCUUGCACGCCUCACACAAAACUAACAAGGAGAUGUCUUAUCUUAAUACCAAGCAGUUCUCAGAGUCGUGUGCUGGCAGCCCUGUUCACAGGGCCUAGGUAUCAGCAAAAUGCUUGGUCAGGGAACAAACACUGCGGCUUUGGCACAUGUGCCAAAGACUAGACUCAGGAGGCAGCAAGAGGUCCUGAGGCAACCCAUUAUUUGUGACACCCUAGAGACAAGGACCAUGGCCGUUUUGGGAACCUGCAACCCUUCUGCACAUAUCAGAAGCAGCAUCCCUUGGUGCAGAGCCACAGCUCGCUGAUGAGAACCCAGGAUUUUUUUUGUAUGCUCAAAGGUGCCAGGUUUAACCACAGGCAGCUCCGUUAAAAUGGUUCUCAGGCAGCAAAGCUGCCAAAAGAUCCCUGUCCGAGACUUUUGGGAAAGUGCAGUCAGUGAACACAGGCAAGGCUGGCUUUGAUGGGCCAGUGGUCUGCGUUUGUGCAAGGCAGUAUCACAGGCUAAGAAGUCCAGGAUUAGGAAGGGUGGCGGUGGAGACAGUUCUGGCUUGUGGAAGGCAAGACCCUUAAGCAAAACAGUGCAAGAGAGAGGGAGCCACAUGCU